AUCUAAACAAUUGGAGCAUGAAUAACACAUCCAGUUGUAUUCACUGAGGAGAAGUUUACUUUUCACACACAACUAAGGAAAGUGGCUAAAAGUGGGUGUGUAGAAACUCAGGACUUGCUUAUAAAGCAGCGCUGCUCUGUGCUUGGACUACUUAGUUCCUCCACAAAGGUCAAAGAGUCAACUGGAAACACGAUGCUGACUGUUAUCCAGCUGAUGCUUUUAGUUUUUCUGACAAACCCAAAUCAUGGUGAGAAACUUUUCCACAACCGGGAUCAUUCCGACAUGCAGAUUCCUAAAUCUCACCGAGCUCCUGUCAUAACAGAUGAAUAUGAAGCGGAGUUAUUUCUUUCUAGGUAUGGAUUUAUCAAACCACCCCAGCAGGAGGAGAUCCAGAUGAAACAAACUGACAUUUCCUUCAGUGAUGACUUCUUGGAUGACUUUCAAACUGCAAUCCAAGAGGGAACCUCAGUGCCUCUUUCAAGGGACAUACCUGAAACUAGUCAUGGCGAGGUCCACAAAAGUGAAUCUGAGAGUCAAGCAUUUGUUUCAGCCCUUACGGAGUUUCAAAUGGUGUCUGGACUGCCUGUUACAGGAGUGUUUGAUGAUGCCACCAAGGAUGCGAUGAACAAACCAAGGUGUGGGGUUCCUGACAAGGAGAUAGUCCCAAAUCCCCACGUUGUAACCGAGAGCAUCGGUGGCUUGGAGUUGGAAAACAGUUGGAAUGAAACUUUCAAUGAGAUUGACGGUAACAACACAGAAAACAGCAUAAUUGGCAACUCGUCAAACUCUUCUGAAGGUGACAUAUUAAAUUUUAACGAUACAGAAAGCCUCCUGACUAUUUCAAAUGAUACACACAAAAACAAUAGUUUGGGUAAUCCAACCGGAAACAGCAGCUGGACCUCAAGCCAGAGUCAACCUCUGCAGAACGGAAAGCGUCACCUUGCUGAUCUCAUGUCAAAAAAAAGGCAAAAACGGGAUUUGACAGAAUCUGGGUACAUGGCGUUUUCUAAGGAUGUUCUGAGGUGGCGGUUAAUUGGAGAAGGUUACAGCAGCCAGCUGACCAUUGAUGAGCAGAGAUACAUCUUCAGGUUGGCCUUCAGAAUGUGGAGUGAGGUGUCUCCACUGGAAUUUGUUGAAGAUACCUGGUCCCCAUUGGAGGAUGUUGAUAUCAAGCUGGGCUUUGGCACAGGAAGACAUCUGGGAUGUAAUCAAAAGUUUGAUGGCACUGGUCAGGAAUUUGCCCAUGCGUGGUUCCUGGGAGAUAUCCAUUUUGAUGAUGAUGAGCAUUUCACUGGUCCCAGUUCUCACACUGGUAUAAGCCUCCUUAAAGUAGCAGUUCAUGAGAUCGGCCAUGUUUUGGGGCUGCCUCAUAUCUACAGGCCUGGAUCCAUAAUGCAGCCCAGCUAUCUGCCUUAUGAAUCCAGCUUUGAGAUGGACUGGACGGACAGGAAAGCUAUUCAGCAUCUAUAUGGUGGCUGUAGAGGCCGGUUCAGCACUGUGUUUGACUGGAUCAGGAAAGAGAAGACUCCCUACGGGGACAUAAGGAUCCGCUUCAACACAUACUUCAUGAGAGAUGGCUGGUACUGGCUGUACGAGAACAGAAACAACAGGACACGAUACGGGGACCCAGUCGCACUGCAAAUUGGCUGGCAUGGGAUUCCCAGUGAUGGAGUAGAUGCAUACGUACACGUGUGGUCCACAAAAAGAGAGGCUGUUUAUUUCUUUAGAGGUCUGCAGUUCUGGAGAUACGAUAAUGAGAACGACCGGGUGUUUAGACACGACUCUGAGGGUCGCCAGUAUCCGAGGCUAAUUUCUGAGGGCUUCCCAGGGAUUCCCAGUCCUAUUGACUCAGCCUUUUAUGACAGGAGAGACUCCCACAUCUACUUCUUCAGAAGAACUCAAGUGUAUGCAUUCAGCGUGGAAACAAACAGCUUGGCGAGUGGCUUCCCCAAACACAUCCGAGAUGUUUUCCCUCCAGUGGAGAGCGGAGACCAUCCAGAUGGCAGCAUCGACGCUGCCUACUACUCCUACUCCCACAAUGCCCUCUUUCUACUCAAGGGUACGCGCUUCUGGCGAGUGGUGGGCAGCCUCGAACGCUGGCGCCGGCCCUUUCUGCCGCGAAAUGGCUUGAUGCCACACAAGGAGGUGGAUCAGCAGUGGUUCGACAUCUGCGACGUUCAUCCCACCUCGCUCAAAGUAAGCCGCUGAUUGGGGGGCUGCAGCAGAGAUAAAACACACCACUCAUGUUUACAGAUGUAUUCUGCUGCUCUACCUUCAGGGAUGUUGUUUUUCUGUGUGUGUGUGUGAUGUCGGCUGUGUAAUCUUUUCAAAAAGACAAAAACAACUCUGUUGGCAUGUUUUCACACAAGUGUGCUGAAAUGUAUAGAACAGCUGCUGUUAGCUUCUCUUUUAUCCAUUAGAGAUGCAGAUAGAUUUACAAAAGAUGCCAUUAGUUCAAAUGUCUAGAGUGUUGACCUGAAUAAAUGUGUAGCGUAUUUACUUAUUCUUUUGAGUUUUAUUUUAAGCGAUUUGAAGCAAAGCUGGUCAAAGUUGUUGCCUUCAAUAGUUAUGAGCCUUUUUCCAAAAGAAAUUAAAGAUCAAACUUUUUUUUUCAUUACAUAAGAAAAAUUUAUUUUUCAGUAGGAACACAGAAGACAUGAAGUAAACAUUUGGUUGUUAAUUAGUGAUUCCCCUUCAGCAAGUAAACAGCUUGGUAAUUAGUCCCAGUUUUUGUUUGGGGCUCAUUUUUUCUGCAAAGUCUUUUUAGUUUUUUAAUUUAUUUUAGUGACUGUGAGAAAUAUGAGAGGUUUGAAGGGACUUUAGAUGCCUUUUCUAUUGUAACUAUCAGGUUAGGUGAAGCUACAUUCAUGUUAAUACGCGACAUAAUCAGGAUGAAUCCUGUCUUUUCAGGCGGUGAGCUCUCUGUCAUGAACCUGGGGUGUUAGUAGUUUGAUUGUUUUGUUUCUUUAUAUCUGUUUAAGUCUUGCCUUAUUCUGUUCAAUCCCUUUUAUUUAUAGUUGUUCAAAAGGUCUUGGCAUACAAAUUCAUUCCUUUGUAUGUAGUUUAUUUUUGCUUUUUGUUCUUUGUGGAUUUGGAUUUUGUGUUCUUGGAUCAGUGUUGGCCUUCUGACUUGUUUCUUUGAGUCUUUGUUCAGCUCUAGUGUUAAUUGUUCUUCUUCCCUCAGUCUACAUGUUUGCCUUCUCUCCCAGCUGCACCCUGUUAGUAAUCACCCACCUGCCUCUUGUCAACAAUCACACUCCUCAGUAUUUAAGCUCCUGAAUGUUCAUUGUUUAUCACUGGAUCCUUCUGUCAUAUCUUGAUGUCCUUCUAGGUUCCUUGGAUCUGACUGUAAGUCUACAGAGUUGUUUAUCAUUAAAAGAAAUCUGUUUUUGCCAUUAUCAA
Molecule: messenger RNA, 3402 nt
Organism: Xiphophorus hellerii (green swordtail)
Lineage: Eukaryota; Metazoa; Chordata; Actinopteri; Cyprinodontiformes; Poeciliidae
Gene: mmp21
Product: matrix metallopeptidase 21
Exons: 7
Coding region: 193-2208 (671 amino acids)
Biological process (GO): proteolysis; collagen catabolic process; extracellular matrix organization
Cellular component (GO): extracellular matrix
Molecular function (GO): zinc ion binding; metalloendopeptidase activity
Source: RefSeq, a predicted model, not a curated record